UAGAGUGACGUAUUUCCUGUCCGUUUGUUGUUGCCUGGUUGCACAGAUAGCCCACAGACUGCCCACAGAUUUCUCGCCUUUCAUUCGUGACAUGGUGUAAAGCUGUCUAUAAAUCUAAGUACGGUGCUUUAAAGGAGGAGAACACGGAGCUGCUGGUGCUGUUUGAGGGGCUUUAACUGAGCUGUAACAUCUCAACCCUUCAUGUUUACCUGACAACUAACUGGAAGCAGGCAUGAGCAAAACGAAGAUGAGCAGGGAAAGACGGAGCAACCAGCCUGGAUUUGGAAGAGUGACGCGCAGCUCCGUUGGCUCUCAGGAAUCUGCUCCAUCCUCCUCUCAGCAGAGCAAACCCUCAGACGCGGUCCUACUUGAUGACCUGAGCCUCAUGAGAGUGAGCGAGCUGCAGGCCUUAUUAGCACGGAAAGGGAAGUCACCAAAAGCAGGCAUUGAUGUCAGUAAGAGCACAUCAGGUCGCUCAGUCCCACAGGGAGCUCUCGAGACUGUGGGCCGACUCAUGAAGCUGGGUCGCUUGCGUAACGUGGUAGUAGUGGCUGGCGCUGGAAUCAGCACAGCAAGUGGCAUACCAGACUUUAGAACACCAGGCACUGGCUUAUAUGCCAACCUGGAAAAGUACAACGUUCCCUACCCCGAAGCUGUCUUCAAUAUCGACUACUUCUCUGAUGACCCUCGUCCUUUCUUCUCGCUGGCCAAAGAGCUGUACCCUGGCAGACAUCGACCCAAUUACAUCCAUUACUUUAUCCGCAUGCUUCACCAGAAAGGUCUGCUCCUCCGCAUGUACACCCAGAAUAUCGAUGGCUUGGAGAAAAUGUGUGGUAUUCCCGAUGAUAAACUUGUGGAAGCUCAUGGAAGUUUUGCGACUGCCUCCUGCCACUUGUGCUAUACACCUUUUCCUGCUGAUGAUGCCAAGAAAGCUAUCAUGAGUGACAGCAUCCCCACGUGCUCGUUCUGCUCUGCCACAGUCAAGCCGAAUGUUGUGUUUUUCGGAGAGGAUCUCCCCGAAAAAUAUUUCCAACAUGAAACAGACUUCCCCAAGGCAGACCUGCUCAUCAUCAUGGGCACUUCUCUAAAGAUUGAGCCCUUCGCCAGCCUGGUGAACACAGUUAAGCCCAGAGUUCUACGUCUGCUGCUAAACCGACAUGCAGUGGGACCGUUUGAGCGGAAACCCCUGAGGAGAGGAGACUACGUGGAGCUGGGAGACCUGGUGGAUUUGGUCAGACGACUCGCUGAGAUUCUGGGCUGGCAGGCAGAGAUUCAACACCUGAUGAACAGCACUGAGAGCGGGGAUUUGCAGACCAUCCCCAUGGUCAUAUCUGCUCCUCACACGGCCUGCUCCUGCAGCAACAGUGAAGAGAGUGACUCGUCAGAGACGGACAGCAAGGGCACUUGACUUAUAAACUACUGUCACAUCCUGCCACAGACCUCCACUCUUACAACUCUGAUACAGGCCACAUUAUCCUUCUUUUUUAUUUAAGGUAAUAAUAUGUGGAUGUCUUUCUUGACAUGUCAGUGGCAUGUUUUUACCUGUGAACAUUUUAAUAGGAUAUUAAAGGACUAAUUAUUAAAAUAAAGUAUUUAAUUAUGUACAUUUGUGGAACAUUUCGCUAAUAAAGAGUUUUAAACCUGAUGAGACCUAAUUACAAGACAGAAAGUGGGUAUUCUGGUGGACAUAACCCACGACAUAGGCAUAUGUGUGUGUAUGCGCGUUGGGUCAAAGUGUACUCUGUGGAACUUGGAGCAGGUCCAGCUCUGAGAGGACAGUGCUAAAUUAGCAUGGGAGGCGUGACCUCCUGAGUGUGUAGUGUCCCGCUGUGUGUGUUUUCACAGGCACUGCAGUCUCCAAGCUGGGGCCUCCCUCCAAAACUCUAAUAAAUGUCUCUGCUUGGCAACAAAGAACCAA
Messenger RNA from Tachysurus vachellii, 1918 nucleotides. RefSeq lists its product as uncharacterized. NCBI's taxonomy places the organism in Eukaryota, Metazoa, Chordata, Actinopteri, Siluriformes, Bagridae. Gene Ontology annotation, molecular function: NAD+ binding. The coding region runs from base 233 to 1408 and encodes 391 amino acids. The record is from RefSeq and is a predicted model, not a curated record. The transcript is spliced from 8 exons.